ACUGUAUUGUAAAGGGUACUGUGAAUCCUAGAGGAAGGGGGAGUUGAUUUGGCAAAACAAAAUCUCCCGCUUGGGUACACAUCCGGAGUCUCGACGAUCAUAAUUCACCGCACCAUUUACCUUUUAAAAUACUGAGUUUUAUUGUUUUUAUUAAUUUAUUGUAUUUCUCUUAGUUUAUGGUUUACGUUAACACUCCGGGAGGGCAGAAAUGGCGGCCAACAUGUACCGGGUCGGAGAUUAUGUAUUCUUUGAGAACUCCUCCAGUAACCCUUACCUGAUCCGGCGAAUAGAAGAACUCAACAAGACGGCCAGUGGAAAUGUGGAGGCCAAGGUGGUUUGUUUCUACAGAAGGAGAGACAUCUCCCACAGCCUCAUCCAGCUCGCAGACAAACACGCAAAGGAGUUGGAAGAAGAGAAGGAGAGCCCGGUAGAGACAGAUAUGUCAGAUAAACAGAAACACCAGCUUCGCCACAGAGAGCUCUUCCUCUCCCGGCAGUACGAAAGUCUACCUGCAACACACAUCAGGGGGAAGUGCAGUGUAGCGUUAUUGAAUGAGACAGAAGCCGUUCUUUCAUACCUUGACAAAGAGGAUACGUUCUUCUACUCGCUGGUGUACGACCCAACACAGAAAACCCUUCUGGCCGACAAAGGAGAAAUCAGAGUGGGACCGCGCUUUCAGGCAGACGUACCUGAAAUGCUACCAGAGGGUGAGGCAGAUGAGAGGGACCAGUCCAAGCUGGAGGAGAAGCUGUGGUAUCCAGAGUGUCCGCUCUCCAGCAAACAGAUAGACCAAUUCCUAGUGGUGGCACGAGCGGUCGGGACCUUUGCUCGAGCGUUAGACUGCAGCAGCUCAGUCCGACAGCCGAGUUUACACAUGAGUGCAGCCGCAGCCUCACGAGAUAUCACACUGUUCCAUGCGAUGGACACGCUGCAUCGCCAUAACUACGACCUGUCCAGUGCGCUGAGUGUUCUGGUGCCGGCCGGCGGCCCCGUGCUCUGCAGGGAUGAGAUGGAGGAGUGGAGCGCCUCGGAGGCCGCCAUGUUCGAAGAGGCACUAGAGAAAUACGGAAAAGACUUCAACGACAUCCGACAAGACUUUCUGCCAUGGAAGUCUCUGACUAGUAUCAUUGAGUACUACUACAUGUGGAAGACCACAGACAGAUAUGUGCAACAGAAGAGACUGAAGGCAGCAGAGGCAGAGAGCAAACUGAAGCAGGUGUAUAUCCCCACAUAUAACAAGCCCAACCCCAACCAGAUCUCACUGACCAAUGGCAAGAUGGCGACAGUGAAUGGAGCGGGGCCCGGGGCCUUCCAUGUAUCAGGCGGGGGCAGAGCCUGCGAGAGCUGCUAUACCAUGCAGUCGGCCCAGUGGUACUCGUGGGGCCCUCCCAACAUGCAGUGCCGCCUCUGCGUUUCCUGCUGGAUGUACUGGAAGAAGUACGGAGGCCUGAAGAUGCCUAGCAGAGCCGAGGUCCCAGAGGAGAGUACCUCCCCCAGUCCAGUACCUACUGAGCCUCGCUCUCGGGGCCACACUGCUCGCCAGUCCAACCACAUGAUACCCAUGCGAAACAGCGGCAGCCCCAAGUCCAACAUGAAGACCAAGCAGGCCUUCCUGCUGCAGGCCACCCGCCUCACCAAGCUGGCCCGGCACAUGUGCCGUGAUGUCAUCAGGCUGCGCCGCGCAGCGCGCCGGCCCUUUAUCCCCAUUAACUGUGGGGCCAUAAAGGCAGAGUGUAAGAGCUCUUUAAAUUCCUCCUAACUUCUGCCACAUGGACACACACACCUGCAGACAAAACACAACACAUGCAGACAAAACAUACACACACACACACACACACACACACACACACACACACACACACACACACACACACACACACACACACACACACACACACUCACCAACCUUCAUCACCCGAUUGCCCCACCAUCAACCCCCCCAUCUGCCCCUCCUGUCUGUCUCUUUCUGUUUUUAUUAUUAUUGUUAUUAUUAUUAUUUUGGUUUUUGUAUUUUCCCACUCCCUGUUUCCAAUAAAGACUGCCUGUCCUCAUAA
Messenger RNA from Notothenia coriiceps (black rockcod), 2054 nucleotides. Its product is annotated as metastasis-associated protein MTA3. Bases 209 to 1759 code for a protein of 516 amino acids. NCBI's taxonomy places the organism in Eukaryota, Metazoa, Chordata, Actinopteri, Perciformes, Nototheniidae. Gene Ontology annotation, molecular function: transcription corepressor activity; chromatin binding; transcription coactivator activity. The transcript is spliced from 14 exons. The record is from RefSeq and is a predicted model, not a curated record. Gene Ontology annotation, biological process: negative regulation of transcription by RNA polymerase II. Gene Ontology annotation, cellular component: nucleoplasm; NuRD complex.